Lytechinus variegatus (green sea urchin) is the source of this 1432-nucleotide messenger RNA. RefSeq names its product general transcription factor IIH subunit 2-like. Bases 159 to 1388 code for a protein of 409 amino acids. Gene Ontology annotation, biological process: nucleotide-excision repair; DNA-templated transcription; regulation of transcription by RNA polymerase II. NCBI's taxonomy places the organism in Eukaryota, Metazoa, Echinodermata, Echinoidea, Temnopleuroida, Toxopneustidae. The record is from RefSeq and is a predicted model, not a curated record. Gene Ontology annotation, molecular function: zinc ion binding. The transcript is spliced from 16 exons. Gene Ontology annotation, cellular component: transcription factor TFIIH core complex; transcription factor TFIIH holo complex.
GUUGCAUGAAUGUUGGUGCCGUGUCCCGUCGCAAACUUUUUGAUAUAACCUAUGUCUCAUUAAGUCUAAGCCGAUUUUAGAAGCACAAAAACUUCAUUAAUUCGUUCGAGUGGUUGGUGUGUCGAGUUCUUCACUUGCAGGAAACCUCUAUCACAGCCAUGGCAGAUGAUGAACCUGAGAAAGGAUAUACAUGGGAAGGAGAUUACGAGAGAACUUGGGAAGCGCUCCAAGAGGAUGAAGAAGGGUCGCUUCAGGCCACUGUGGAUGACAUCAUCCAGAGAGCCAAGAGGAGGAGGCUGGAAGAUAAACCCAGUAAUGUCAGGCUUGGUAUGAUGCGUCAUCUUUUCAUCCUGUUGGACAGCUCGCGUUCUAUGGAAGAUCAGGAUCUGAAACCCAAUAGAUUAGCUUGCUGUUCAAAGUUGUUGGAGGAUUUCAUUGAGGAAUAUUUUGAUCAGAACCCUAUAAGUCAGGUUGGAAUCAUCACAACUAGUAAUAUGAGAGCAGAAAAGUUGACUGAACUUGGAGGCAAUCCCCAGAGACAUAUCACUGCAUUGGAGAAGUGUAGUGAGAAACCAUGUAUUAAAGAACCUUCUCUACAGAAUGCAUUAGAGUUGGCUGCUGCAACCCUAAGACACAUGCCCGGCCAUGCUAGCAGAGAGGUCCUUGUUAUCAUGGGGAGUUUGACUACAUGUGACCCUGGGAACAUUCAUGAUACGAUACAGGCCAUGAAGGAUCAUAGCAUACGUUGUUCUGUCAUUGGUCUGGCAGCCGAUGUGAGAGUGUGUCGAAAACUAGCUACAGUUACGCAUGGUACAUAUGGUGUAAUCCUUGAUGAGACUCAUUUCAAAGAACUUCUCAUGGAACACACCACACCUCCCCCUGCAAGGGCCAACACAGAGCCAUCACCUAUUAGAAUGGGUUUUCCUCAGCAUGUGCUUCACACAGACAAAAGCAAAGUCAGUGCCCCAUCUAUGUGUAUGUGCCAUCUUGAUGGUAAAAACUCAGAGGGCUUUGGAACCGGUGGAUAUUUCUGUCCUCAAUGUCAGAGCAAGUACUGUGAACUGCCGGUCGAAUGUAGAGUGUGUGGGUUAACACUUGUCUCGGCUCCUCACCUUGCUCGUUCCUUCCAUCAUCUCUUCCCGCUGGACAGGUUUGAAGAAUUUAAGAGAGAAGACCAUGUUCAUCCAGACUCCCUAUUCUGUCAUGGCUGUCAAUCUCACAUCAAAGACCAAACGGCAUUUCGAUGUCCCAAGUGCAGUAAGAUAUUUUGUCUCGACUGUGAGCUGUUCAUACAAGAGUCUCUUCACUCCUGUCCUGGCUGCGCUAGUACCAGACCAUCACAAUCUCUACACCAUCAGACCAAUGGAAACAGAAUUCUUCACAGCUGAUAAAGUUCAAGAUUAAAACCUAGUGUGAACGCAUCUUACUGACA